Messenger RNA from Anguilla rostrata (American eel), 4265 nucleotides. It is a transcript of the gene lpar3, whose product is annotated as lysophosphatidic acid receptor 3. Bases 244 to 1308 code for a protein of 354 amino acids. Gene Ontology annotation, biological process: adenylate cyclase-activating G protein-coupled receptor signaling pathway; regulation of metabolic process. Gene Ontology annotation, cellular component: plasma membrane; cytoplasm. The record is from RefSeq and is a predicted model, not a curated record. The transcript is spliced from 3 exons. Gene Ontology annotation, molecular function: lysophosphatidic acid receptor activity. NCBI's taxonomy places the organism in Eukaryota, Metazoa, Chordata, Actinopteri, Anguilliformes, Anguillidae.
CACGUCUUGCGGUUGUUGUAUGCAUUCCAACCACACGCAUCCACGCCCGCUGCGUCAGCGUUCUUGCAAAACUUUCUCACACACGAAACGCACUUGCGCUUCCUUGUUCGUUCACUCAAGUAGAAUGGAAACCGUGUUGAGAUUCAUGAACCAAGUCCCGAAACGACAGAAAGCGCGUUAUCAAAAUAACGAAUACUAGAAGUCAUUUAAACAAGGUAACAUACGUGUGGAGUAAAUACAAAGAUGGCCAAUCAGACCAACUGCCACUAUAAUGAGUCCAUGGGUUUCUUCUACGACAACAGCAAGCAUAUAAGUGAUGGCUGGAAUUCCACAAACCUCAUCAUUGUCCAGUGCAUUGGUUCCGUCUUCUGCUGUUUCAUCCUGUUCUCCAAUGCCAUGGUUAUUGCGGUGGUGAUUACCAACAAGAGGUUCCACUACCCCUUUUACUACCUUCUAGCGAACCUGGCUGCCUCAGACUUCUUGGCUGGAUUAGCCUAUGUGUACCUUAUGUUCAACACAGGUCAAGUGUCCAGACAGCUUACUUUGCAGAUGUACUUCUUUCGCCAGAGCCUGCUCGACGCCAGUCUCUCAGCCUCCUUGGCUAACCUGCUUGUGAUUGCACUGGAGCGCUACAUUGCGAUCAUGAAUUGGAAGGUUCACAGUAACCUCACCAAGAGGCGAGUGACCUUCUUGAUUGUGCUAGUGUGGACCAUUUCCAUAUUCAUGGGUGCCGUCCCCUCCCUAGGUUGGAACUGCAUCUGUAACCUGGAUCAGUGUUCCCAACUAGCCCCCAUCUACAGCAGGAGCUACCUCAUUUUUUGGUCUAUGUCAAACUUGGUGUUGUUCCUGGUCAUGGUAUCAAUCUACCUGAAGAUUUACACAUACGUUAAGAGGAAAACAUCUGUUAUGUCCUCACAUACGCGUAGCUCCUUAAACCGCAAGAAGACACCAAUAAGACUGAUAAAGACUGUGAUGACAGUGUUAGGAGCGUUUGUGAUCUGCUGGACUCCUGGGCUAGUUGUGCUGCUGCUGGAUGGCUUGAACUGCCGCCAGUGCAAGCUGACGAGCUUCAAACGCUGGCUGCUCCUCCUGGCCGUGCUCAACUCUGUGAUGAACCCCAUUAUCUACUCCUACAAGGACGAGGAGAUGUGGCUGACCUUCAAAAACCUGCUGCGCUGCGUUUGCACCGGGACCCGCAGGCAGAGGUCAUCAAAGGCCAACAUCCGGGCUUCCAGCCAGGAGCCUAGCAGUAGCCUGCGCACCUCUGAGGAGAACAAGGGCUCUGUUCGGGAGACGCUCGAGGAUUGAAGUAGCCUGCUACAAAGCCGCCAAGGACAGCAAACAGGCGCACUGCUGGGCCGAUGAAGAAGCAUCACUCAGUCUGCGUCAGAGCUUAAUUGUGCUGCAGCCUACAGCGAUGAUUGCUGGAGGCCUAAUGGGCCUUUUUUCCCCUCUAGUGCUAACCCAGCCAAAGACUUGAGGCUGAGAAAGCUAAGGAUUUGCACAUUAACUGUACAGAAGACAUUGCGAUUCAAAUGAAAAUUGGUGAACAGAGGAAAGUGCACAUAUCUCUGAAGCUCAGCAUGUUAUGAGUUGUAAAUUUGAAAAGAUCCUGUCAUAUUAUUCAUUGGAAUCUCACUAUAGAAAUUAAUCAUCAUAUCUGAACCUCCUUGAAUUUGGCAAAAAUAAAAACAUAAAACAUUUUUAAAUUACCAUCAAUAGUACUACACAUUGCUGUUGUUUUACUGCAAAUCAUUUCAUUGUAUGGACCUGUUUAAACAUCAUUUUAUGAUGUGUAAGUUUUCUUUCUUUCAAAAUAGUUUUAAAAAUUCAAUGCCAAAAAAUUCUUCAAACUGUAUUGUGUACAACAAAAGUGGUUAUCAAGUGUCAGAUAUGGUGGUUUAUUUCACUGUAUAAACAAUAUCAUAUAAAUACGUGGUCAGUUUUUGUGGUCAAUUUUGAAUAUCAUCUGAUCUUUUUACUGCCAGGCAAAAUGUCAUAUAACCCAGAAGGGAGCCCAAUCAGUUUCAGCUCACAACAACUGAAGCACGUUAUCUUCUCACAGAUUUCUCUCACCAGUCAUUUAAAACGGAUACUCUUGGACCUGCGCCCGUCUGUGUUUGCAUGUGGCAGCGACAUUAGGCAGAUUCAAGGAUUAAGGAAGAACCGCUGUUCUGCUUGCGGUCAGAGGGCGACCAAGUUGUGUCAGUGGGCCUCAUUUCACAUUAGACUGCUUUCCUCUUCUGACAAGCAGUGUGAGUGCAAGCUGAGAAAAAAAAAAACUGCUGGGUACAGGAAACUUUGUCUUUGUCCUGGAAUGUAAAGAGUUGUUUUUAUCUUUCCUUGCGCAACAGCUGUCGACACAACAGCUGCGCCACAGAAGCAGCAUAGCAUUAUGACGCGUACGUCUUUCAAGAAUGCCUGCAAAGACUCACAAGGCCAUGACUGCAGCUUUGUUAUCAGGUCGUGAUGCAGUCGUCUACAUGUAAUCUGUAUGUGUUGCUAUGGUUUUUAUGUUUUCAAAGGAAAAAAAUCCUCUUGUAUCGGGUUACAGUCACAUUUUUCAUACAUCCCAUUUGCUUGAACAGAAACAAGGUGGUUUACGCACCUUGGGUGUUAUGAAACUGCAGCACUUAUGAUAAAAAAUCAAUUAUGAAUUGUAGGCUGCAUGAUGCAUUUUUGAACAUUUAUUGCAUGUCAAUACAUUUGAGAAAAGAUAGGAAGAGAACAAAAAAAGUAAAUAUCAUGGUCCUGAGUUCACAUUUGUUCGUGUGAGGGAUCAUGGGCAUGGAGUCUUGGGUAGACAGUUUGUCAUCGUGCAGGAAUGCCAUUCAUAUAUGUUUUACUGGAACCUGAAGCAGCUAAAGAAAGGCAGGAUUUGGUAAAGAGAAUUCAAGGACUGAAUUCUGUCACUUGGGAACAUGUGGACUAGAAAUAAUAGGUAAAUGAGAAGUGAGUUGUGAAUUUCUGUUCUGUUUAUUACUCGUGAAUGAAACCCUGUGCCAAGAGGAGGAAAUGAAAACUUAGUUUGUGGGGUUUUUUGCCUUAACGGAAUAGAUUACAGAAAAGGUAAAUUCCUAUAUCAAGAUGAUGCCAAAAUAAUGUGUGUCAUUUUAAAUGUGCAUUUCAAGGUUACAAUGUUCAGCCUUUUUCUAUUACAUUUUACUCAGAAUGUCUGACCAGUUUACAUGUUGCUUGGGGUGACCAAGAUGAGAAUAACAUUACAUGCUCACUCAAGUGCCACAUUUAUAGAGCUUUGGACAACAUAAUUUUCAAAGUCAGGAAGACUAAUGGAUUGCCCUUGUUACUGGGCUAUUUCCUAAACACAGGAAGUAGAAAAUGCACAAUGUAAGACUUGAAGAGGAAAUGCUGUAAGCCUUAGAUCUAAAGGCACACACAUGAAUCCACUUUUAAAAGGCUCUGUUUAUUGCAUGCAGAAUUAAUGUUGUGAUGCAUUGCAAUGAAGUAUAGGACUCUUCCUGAAUGUGUGUGUCUUUUCCAUGUGAAAUGUGUUUAUAAUGGAUCAUUAGGCAAUCAGUGUCAAUAAUAUCAGUUUGAUUACUAAAAGGAUCUAGUGUGUAGACGUGUGUAUACAGUUGCAUGCUAUAGAAUUUAUCACCAUUCUUGCUCUGUCAAUAUCCAAUUUAAUAUAGAUCAAUGCCAUGGUAUGAUUUUCUUGUACAAUGUGUAAAACUCUAUAAAGUGUUGGAAUGUCUAUCCAUGUGCCUUUUAAAAAUACAUUUUGUCAGGGGAUGUACUAUCUGCUUUCCAAAAAGAACAAAGACAUUAGUAACGAUCUGAAAUGCAUUGCUCUUUGGUGAAAUGUAUUAAUCUUUGUAGUGUUGUGAAGCAUAAAUAUUUAUGAAACCUCAAACUAUUGCUUUGUCUUUAAAGAAAUAUUGCAAUCCAAUAUUUUAAUUUUACACUACUGUUUCAUUAGCUAUAAAGUUUGUUUUCUGUUGUAGAUAUGGAAACCUUCGCUCUGCAAAAUUCCAUCAUUCCUCCUUUAGGUCUUGAUGGGAUUUCGUGCAGUAAGUAAUGAAAAAUUCCCUAACACAUUAGCCCCUCAGUUAGUUUUUUCUGCAUAUCCAUGUAAUAGCUGCUUAUAUUGAUACAAUUUUCAAUGCAUACAUGUUGCUUCUCAAGUGAAUCAUCCUUGUACUGUAUUAAAAAUGUAAUACUGAUGUAAUACUGUAAUCACUGUACUCACAAUGCAAGUAGUGUAACACUGUAACGAUUGUGCUAUUAAAAUUGUGUCUCUUUUA